UUUCGAAUGAAUUUCAACUGCAUUGUGUUCCCUGCACCAAAGCCCUUUUACUUUUCAGAGACAGAUUUUCGCCAAGAUGGAUCUCUCAUCUUUAUUCCUACUGAGAAAGGAUGUAACUCUACUUUUGAAGAAAGUAAGAAUUCUCAUGGUCCGGCACCUGACUCCAUUUGUGAAGACUCAAAGAUAGGAGGCAGGGAUACUUUUCCCUGAUUCUAUAUUCCUUAUGAGCACGAGAAUGGGUCUAGCAAGAUCAUUAUUUACCUUCAUGGAAAUGCAGAAGACCUUGCUGGAUGAGGGGAGAUGAUGAGGAGACUUUCUGUUUCAUUUAAAUGCCAUGUCAUCGGUCUUGAAUACCCUGGCUAUGGAGUUUGUUUUAAACAAAAAGUUAGUUCAAAAGAAAUACUUCGCAGGUCCUUCAGGCUAUAUGAAUUUUUAAAUAAAGAGUUUGGGUAUCAAGAGAAAGACAUUAUUUUGUUUGGAAGAUCUCUUGGCAGUGGAGCUGCUAUCCAGACAGCAGCUGCUAAUAAUCCUGGUCUUUUAGUCCUAAUGAGCCCUUACACUCAAAUAAAAUAAAGUAGCCAAGGAUAUUUGUUGUUUAAGUACAUGCCUAAUUAAAGAGAGGUAUAAGUCUAUCAACUUUAUCAAGGAGCUGAAUUGCCCUUUCUACAUGAUCCACGGGAAGGACGACAAGGUUAUAAAACCUCAUCAUAGUGAAGAUCUUUUUGCAAGGGCAGUUAGAUGAGGGAAAGAUAAUUUAUGAGGUAUCACUAUAAGAGCAGACAUGAAUCAUAACACUUUCUCGUUUGGGAUUGACAUUUCACAAACUAUCAAGAGAUUUAUAAAGAAAAGGAAAAUCAGCUUAGAAGUUAACUCCAAGGACCCAGGCGAACUCAGGUAUUGAAAGUUGAAGGACUUUAAGGAUUGAAGCAAGACUCCAUUUGAGUAUGAUGCUCAGAGUCUUAAAGAUGAAUAUCUUGCCAAGAAAAGUAAGUGUUGCUGAACUAUUUUUUAA
Messenger RNA from Moneuplotes crassus, 1012 nucleotides. Lineage: Eukaryota; Ciliophora; Spirotrichea; Euplotida; Euplotidae. The record is from the annotation of a GenBank genome assembly.